Molecule: messenger RNA, 4446 nt
Organism: Neospora caninum
Lineage: Eukaryota; Apicomplexa; Conoidasida; Eucoccidiorida; Sarcocystidae
Exons: 12
Coding region: 1-4446 (1481 amino acids)
Source: RefSeq, a predicted model, not a curated record
AUGGGGGCCGAACAGUCUGCGGUCGCGUCCCCAGGGGAAGGCCGCGGAGCUCGCGCGUCGUUUGCUUCUGCCUCUUCUCUCGGGGGAGGCGAGCAAGAAUACGCCUCCCCCAGGGAACAUCCGCGCAGCGAAGCGCAUGUCGGACAAGACGCACGAAGAUGCCGACGAGGAAGCGAAGAAGAGGCUGGGUCUCAGACGCGUGCCCCGCCGUCGCCGUCUGCUGCUUCGUCGGGGCGCCUGGGAGCGUACUUGCCUUCGGCCCUUUCACGGUCCGCGACGUGGGCGUCCUCGUUCCUGUGGAGGCGGCACGCGUCGUCCCUCUCGCCUCGCCAGGCGCACGAAGUGGAGACCGUCCCCUCUUGCGCUUGCCAGGGGAGCAUCGCCCACCCACCUGCCUCGCCUUCUGGGCCAGGCAGCCUUCCUGCCUCUUCUCAUAUCUUUUUCGCGCCUCGCCCUGGUGAGCCUCCGUACGCCGCGUCGGCCGCUUCAUCUGGAGAUGGGAGUUUGCGAACUCGGAGCGCGACGGUCACGCUUCCUCCCCACUUUUUGUUUCAGCCAGGAAGCAUCCGAGAAGCAAUUCUCCAACCUGGGGCUGCCCCAGAUUCCCUGCGCGAGAAACGGUUGUCCUUUUCUUCGUCCUCGGUGGACUCCCCCUACCAGACUGCUUCCUCUUCUGUACCUGCCUCCUCUCUUUCUUCCUCGCUUCCUUCUGCUUCGUUUGCGGACUCCUCGCAUGCGGAGCGAGGGGGGUCGGGAGGCCCGAAGCCGCCCCUUUCUGCGCCCGUGCAGCCCUCGUCCCGUCUGCCUGGUGGCUUGUACCCCACCCCUUCCUCGCUUCGCGGCGGACGCUCCGCACCGUCCUCUCAACCUGCCUUGCAGGCUCCGCACAUCCACUUUGGCGUGCACAUGCCGCAGCAGGUGACAGCCUCUCCGGAGGAUGCACUCGGGGAUAAGAGGGAGAGAGAGGAGACGCCAAGGUCGCCUGCGGCUGCCGCUCGCGCUGCGUUCCAGUCGAGUCGAGAGAGGGGGUCGGGAGACGACGCCCGCGCAGAGGGGAAAGAGGGAAGGAAGAGGUUCACGGAGCCCAGUCGCACUGGGGACACCGGAAGUCCCCGGUGUCCUCUCGGAGGCAAGGAGCUCAGAGACGCCCAAGACACGGGCGUCGCCACACCACCGUUUUCGUCUUCUUCCAUGCCUUCCUCGUCUUCCGUUUCUUCUUCGUCAGCUGUGGAAGAGGGAGAUGCGCCUGACGCCCGCAGCCUCCCCGCGGACCUGUCUCCAGGCCUGCCUCCGUCGCUCGCUUCUCACAAGGCAAAUCGUUGUGGCGACGAGGCCCCCGGUUCGGAGAAGCACGUGACGACCGAGGGCGGGAAGGAGACACAUCCCUGGACGGUGGUGCACGACUCCGAGGAAAAGCAAAAGGAAAGUCUGAGCCGGCGAGGCACCGCACUGCUCGACUUUUGGCAGGAGGAACAGGAGCGACUUGAAGACAAACUCGCCUUCAACAGAGGCGAGGCCCGCUGCCUCUACGUCGAGAAAGACGCCUUCGUCCCCGGGAUCCUCACGCUCGAGCGCGAGGCUCUAAAGUUUCGAAAAGCCGACGCUUCCCCGGGGAGCACCGGAAGGGCCGGAAUCGCCCCGUUCCUGUGCGUGAGCCUGACAGACGUUGUCGAGUGUGCCUGCGUGUGUCCCCCGCCUUCCGUCAACGAUGAGCUACCCUCGAGUCCGACUCCGUUUGCAAAAUCUCCGCUUCUGUGGCCAUCCGCUUCGGCCUCGGGUUGCUCCCUCGGCGAGACGGCGCGCCACGCAGACGAAGGUCUGUCUCCUUGCUCGAGUGGGGAAGGAGCGGGAAGGCGCGGGCGGAGUUUGGAGGCUCGCCAAGUGCCUGUCGCCCUCAGUCGACAGCCGACGGUCUUCAUCCAACUUCUCGUCACCACCUUGCACGGCCCCUCGCAACUGCCGGAGGAAUCCGCGAGAGGAGAGAGCGACGCAGGGGAAGGUGGCCAGACUGCGGCUGGGGAGAAGACAGCUGCAGAACAACAAAGUGCAGGGGCAUCAGAGACACACGGACCUCAGGCAGCAGAGGACGCAAAAAGGAGCGCGGCAGGAGAGGAACAACCCAAAGUUUCUGCCGCGAACACCGGAUUUUCCGCAUCAUUAACUGUCUCCAAUGGACCCUCUGCUCCGGUCGCCUCGGCGUACUGCACGCCUCUUUCCUCGCCUCUCUCUCCCCUCUCGUCGUUUGCUUCUUCCGAGCACCUCGCCGUCCCCCCUCCUUUGUCCUCAGGCGUCGCUCCGUCUUCUCUUCUCCCGGAGAGCACUGAAUGUGCAGCUGCGGACGGCGGCGGCAGUGCGGCCUCCGAGCAGGCGCACGCCCUUGCACUCCCUUCCUCUUCCCAGACUGGAGACGCCAAUGCCGCUUCCUCGGCGUUCGGAGAUCAUGAGAGAAAGGGACUUCUUCGUGCCGACCUCGUCGACUCGGUGCGGUCUUCCGAUGCUGACUCUGCUCGGCCACACGCCCCUGCAGCCGUUCUCGCCUCACGUGAGCCGGAGCACGUCUCCACUUCCUCGCAAGGUCACCAGCUCGCGUCGCUCUUUGUGUCUCCUCUCGCUGUCGCCGCUGAGUCGCGCGCAUCGUCGCCUUCGCCUCGGAAAGAACUGUCGUCCCUUUCACCCCCCACAGUCUCGUCGCCGUCGGCAGUGUCCGCCUCUCCAGCCUCCCCGCCGCCUACCUCGCCCUCGGCUUCUCUCCAGACCUCUCUGCGAGGCGGAGGCGACGGGGACCGCAACGCCGCCUCUCAGACGCCGCUGCCUGGCUCACACACUUCGUUCGCGCUCUCGCCCAUUCGGCUGCUCUCGCGCGGCGCUUCGGGCCUCGUGGACUUCUGGGCCAAGUGGAGGGGCCCGGAGGUUCUCCACGAGGCAGGCCAUCGCGUCGCCAAGACGACGGGCGAGGAAAGAAGGAGCGACGCAGAAGACAGGCGCUCCCCCCGCGCUCGCACCGACGCUAAGCGGGUGCGUGCGAAGCGCCCGCUGCCGCAGUUGGAAGGAAACACAGACGUCAAUUUCGUUCUCUUUGGGUUCUUCAACAAGGAGCUCGCUCAGGAGUUCACGCGGGCCAUCAUCAAGUUCGUUGACCACUGCCAGGAGACGCCGAACAAGCGUCGCGUCUCUUGCGGGACAGCGAAGCACCCCGGGAAAGAAAAGCGAGACAAGACCGAACGCACACGGGCUGCCGGUGCGGAAGAAGAGGCGAAAGAGGAGCUGAGAGCGUACUGGUGUCUGUUUGUGGCUGUGCAGGCAGAACAUCGAAACGUGCGAGUUGUUGCUACGCACAUUCCUUCGAAUUCCAACGUGCUCGUCGGGCGGUGGGCUGCAGAGUUUGCCCGUUCGGCCAUCUUCCAGGAGGACGACGAAGAUUUGGUGGCUCUCAGUUCGCCCUCGAACUCGCUCCAGAGCUUCGACAGCGUCGGGAGCGACGAGGCAGUCGGCGACAGUCAGCAUGGUGCAAGCUCUCGCGCGUCUCGUCGCUCGUCCGACGUGGCAGGCUCGCGGCCUCUCCGCACCGCGUCCUCUGCGUCGAUCGCUCUGCCUCGGCGGCCGCACUCACCGUCGCGUCACCCGCGUCUCCGCAGCGCAGGCUCUCCCGUGUCCGGGGAGGCGGAAGGAGACAGAGACAACAGAGACGCGGCCAAGGCGGUCUCUCCCUCUCUCUACCAGUUUCUCUUGAUGCAGUCUCGGCGAUCAGCUAGCGACGGGUGGCUUGGCGCCGCUGCCGACAGCGGUCAGUCGCCAUCCGCCGAGCGCGCGGGCGACAUCUUCUGCGCCGGCGAGCCCGAGCAGGAAGAGAUGACGAGGCCGCAGUCCUUUGGCAAGGGUUCAACGCUCACGCUGCCUCUGCCCGAUUUCGAUAUUCCUGAGGGCGCUCCGGCGCUCCUCUCCAACGCCGUCGUCUCGCAACUAGCUGUGCACCUUCCCCUGAUGCUGACGAUGAAAAGAUGGUCUCUCGCUUUCUGUCACAAAUUAAACGGCAUCUCCCUCAACACAUUCUACCGGAAGUGUUCCAACCGCGGUCCGUGCCUCUUGUUUUUGCAAGAUGCCCGGGGCAUCCUCUUCGGGGCGUUUCUGAGUGAGAUUCGCGAGUGCGCGAAAUACUACGGCUCAGCUGAGACGUUUGUCUUCACCUUCAAAGGCCCUGACGGAAAAAUGGAUCCCGAGCACCCGACGCUCCACGUCUACAGGUGGAGCAAGCUGAACAAUUAUUUCAUCUACACAGACCACGACGUGUUGGGAAUUGGAGGCGGAGGCCACUACGCCAUCUCUGUCGACAAGGAUUUGCUGCGAGGCUGCUCGUCCUGCUGUCUGACGUUCAAUUCGCCGGUGUUGUCGUCCUCCGAAGAUUUUAUUGUGAAGGCGUUCCAGGUGUGGGCGUUCGAAGAUUACUGA